Dermacentor silvarum is the source of this 4522-nucleotide messenger RNA. RefSeq names its product DNA-directed RNA polymerase III subunit RPC2 (gene RpIII128). The record is from RefSeq and is a predicted model, not a curated record. Lineage: Eukaryota; Metazoa; Arthropoda; Arachnida; Ixodida; Ixodidae. Gene Ontology annotation, cellular component: RNA polymerase III complex. Gene Ontology annotation, molecular function: DNA-directed RNA polymerase activity; DNA binding; ribonucleoside binding. Gene Ontology annotation, biological process: DNA-templated transcription. The coding region runs from base 160 to 3612 and encodes 1150 amino acids. The transcript is spliced from 7 exons.
UUGAAUCGCGUGCCGCUCUUGCUGCUCGUGCCGGCUGCUCAAACCAGCAGCCUUUAGACAAGACUGCGGCACAGGCAUGGAGCGUUAGCAUAGCGAGCCGAGCUUCGAGUAAGCCGUCCACUCUUCGCGACAAAACGCCUGGUCGCGAGGUGAAAAAAGAUGGCGUGGCUCUUCGCGAACGAAGGCAAAGGGCUGGCGCAUGACAACCUCGCCGAGCCGGUCAAGGAGCUCUCGGAGAAAUGGAAGCUGCUGCCGGCUUUCCUCAAAAUGCACGGCCUGGUGCGGCACCACAUCGACUCCUUCAACCACUUCAUCAACGUCGAGAUCAAGGAGAUCAUGCGCGCCAACGAGCGCAUCACGAGCGACGCGGACCCGAGUUUCUACCUCAAGUACUUGGACAUCCGCGUGGGUAAGCCCAACGUUGAGGAGGACUUCACGGUCGGCCAGUCGACGACGCCGCAUGAAUGCCGACUGCGGGACAUGACCUACUCGGCGCCGAUCGUGGUGGACAUCGAGUACACCCGCGGACAGGAGCGCGUGCAGCGGUCGGACUUCCCGAUCGGCCGCAUGCCCAUCAUGCUGCGCAGCGCAAACUGCGUGCUGGCCAACAAGACCCACUUUGAGAUGGCCAAGCUGCAGGAGUGCCCUUACGAUCCCGGCGGCUAUUUCGUGGUGAACGGCGUCGAGCGCGUCAUACUGAUGCAGGAGCAGCUCUCCAAGAACCGCAUGAUUGUCGAGGAGGACCGCAAGAACGGAGUCAUGUGUCAGGUCACCAGUUCCACGCAUGAGCGGAAAAGCCGCACCGUGGUUGGUGUCAAGCACGGCCGCUACAUCCUCAAGCACAACUGUUUCACGGAGGACAUCCCGGUGGGCAUUGUGUUCAAGGCCAUGGGCCUGGAGUGCGACCAGGGCAUUGUGCAGAUGAUCGGCACCUCCGAAGCCGUCCAGGCAGCCAUCGCUCCAUCCCUGGAGGAGUGCCACCGCGCCAAGGUGUUCACGCAGACCCAAGCUCUACAGUACCUUGGCGGCAGGCUCAAGCACCGACGUAUGUUCUUUGGGGGAGGAGCUGGCGGCGGUGGCAGUCAGCGCAAGUCCGUCAUCGACGAUGCGAGGGACAUUCUCGCUACCACCGUGCUGGCUCAUGUUCCGGUUGAGGAUUUCAACUUCCGUAUCAAGUGCUUCUACCUUGCCAUCAUGGUGCGAAGAGUCAUCGAUGCCCAGUCCAACAAGGAGUUGCUCGAUGACCGCGACUACUAUGGCAACAAGAGGCUCGAGCUCGCCGGCUCGCUGCUGUCGCUCCUGUUUGAAGACCUUUUCAAGCGUUUCAAUGCGGAGCUCAAGCUUGUUGCCGACAAGACAAUCCCAAAGGUCCGGGCAACCCAAUUUGAUGUGAUCAAGUAUAUCCGGCAAGACCUGAUCACCCAUGGACUGUGCAUGGCCAUUUCGACGGGAAACUGGACUGUCAAGCGGUUCAAGAUGGAACGCAUUGGUGUCACACAGGUGCUGACAAGGCUCUCCUACAUCUCUGCCCUUGGCAUGAUGACAAGGGUCAACAGCCAGUUUGAGAAGACCCGGAAGGUGUCCGGUCCCCGGUCACUUCAGCCGUCCCAGUUUGGCAUGCUCUGCCCCAGUGACACUCCCGAAGGUGAGGCUUGCGGUCUGGUCAAGAAUCUGGCCCUCAUGACCCACAUCACCACUGACAUAGACGAGGCGUUCAUAAUGCGUCUACUACGGAACCUUGGUGUGGAAGACCUCCAACUCCUCAGCGGUGAAGAGCUCUCCGAUCCGUCGGUGUACCUAGUCUUUCUCAACGGCAACAUACUGGGUGUCAUCCAAGACCACGUUCGUCUUUUGAAGACACUCCGCCUUCUUCGUCGGUCGGGCUACUUGUCUGAGUUCGUCUCCCUGCACACUAGCAACUUGCAGCGUUGUGUCUACGUCUCGGCUGACGGUGGUCGAAUGUGCCGGCCGUACAUCAUCGUCGAUAAGGGACGCCCCAAGCUGACCACUGCGCACCUUGAAGACCUCACAAGGGGGCUCCUGUUCUUCAAUGACCUCGUUCGCAGGGGCAUCGUCGAGUUCCUCGACGUCAACGAGGAGAACGACAGCCACAUCGCGCUUCGUGAGAGGGACAUCACCUUGCAGACGACGCACCUCGAGAUCGAGGCCUACAGCCUGCUCGGAGUGUGUGCGGGAAUCAUUCCAUACCCGCACCACAACCAGUCACCACGGAACACGUACCAGUGUGCCAUGGGCAAGCAGGCAAUGGGCACCAUUGGUCUCAACCAGCGCAGCAGGAUAGACUCGCUUAUGUACCUCCUCGUCUACCCACAUCGGCCAAUGGUCAAGACCAAGACCAUCGAGCUCAUUAACUUUGAAGAUCUGCCAGCUGGCCAGAACGCGACCGUGGCUGUUGUGAGCUACAGCGGAUACGAUAUAGAGGACGCCAUCGUCAUGAACCGGUCAUCCAUUGAUCGUGGCUUUGGCCGGUGCCAGGUGUACAGAAACCAGAAGUGCGUCAUCAAGAAGUACGCAAACCAGACCAGUGACAAGGUGAUGGGACCACUCGUGGACAGCACCAACAUGAUGCCAGUGUGGAAGCACGAAGCCCUUGACGCUGAUGGCAUUGCACGCCCCGGCUCCCGAGUAGAGAAUCGGCAGGUUCUCAUCAACAAAUGGGUUCCUGCAGCCACUGUCACACCUGCCCAGCCUGGGCAGCCAGCACAAGCGGAGCACAAGGAGGUUCCUGUGAGUUACAAGGGACUGGAACCAGUGUAUGUGGAGAAGGUGCUCAUCACCUCCAACACGGAGGAGUCGUUUUUGAUGAAGCUGCUGCUUCGGCAGACGCGCCGUCCCGAGAUCGGCGACAAGUUCAGCAGCCGCCACGGCCAGAAGGGCGUGGUGGGCCUCAUCGCGCAGCAGGAGGACAUGCCUUUCAACGACCAGGGCAUCUGCCCCGACCUGAUCAUGAACCCGCACGGGUUCCCCUCCCGUAUGACGGUCGGCAAGCUCAUCGAGCUGCUCGCGGGCAAGGCAGGCGUUCUCAACGGGAAGUUCCACUAUGGUACGGCCUUCGGCGGAUCCAAGGUGCAAGACGUGGGUGAAGAGCUGAUCCGGCGUGGCUUCCACUACCAGGGCAAGGACUGCCUGACCUCGGGCAUCACGGGGGAGCCUCUGUCGGCGUACAUCUACAUGGGCCCCAUCUACUACCAGAAGCUGAAGCACAUGGUCAUGGACAAGGUGCACGCCCGAGCGCGGGGUCCUCGGGCUGUGCUCACGCGGCAGCCCACCGAGGGUCGGUCACGUGAGGGCGGACUGCGGCUGGGUGAGAUGGAGCGCGACUGCCUCAUCGGACACGGCGCCAGCAUGCUGCUUCUUGAGCGGCUCAUGCUAUCCAGCGAUGCCUGUGAGGUGGAUGUCUGCCGAACGUGUGGCCUGCUGGGCUACUCGCACUGGUGCCACUUCUGCCGCUCGUCGAGUGCCAUCGCUACCCUGCGCAUCCCGUAUGCCUGCAAGCUACUCUUUCAGGAGCUGCUCUCCAUGAACAUCAUCCCGAGGCUGGAGCUCACGAGCCAUUGCAGUAACCGCAGCUUCGCCUCCACCAAGCAUUGAUGGACCCUUGUGUGCUGCCGUCAUCUGUUCAAUGUUCCAUCAGGAAUUGGCGGUCUGUUGUGUCACCAACAGCUUGAAUCUGUCACCACCACUGGACGUUCACUGCCAGAUUCAAUGAGCUCCACUGACUCUUGUGUCUUCAACCCAAGAUGCCGGCUCUUCAAACAACAUUGGAACUUGCAAAAAGUUUGUUGUGAUCCGAGCUGGCGAGACUUGAAUAUGCGAGAGAUGCCUGGCUCAUUGCAACACGUCUCAGCUGUGAGAGCUGUUGUGUGGAUUUUUGACUGGACAGGAGUGGUGUGCAAACCUGGUUCGGAGUUUAAGUUUGACGAAUGAGGAGAUACCUAAUAACAAGAAAAUGUGCCCUCUGUGAUUUACAUUUGCACCGUGGCGAAUCCUUUGCUUCAGCUGUCCAUGAGUAAAUUGUGUUUCUACUGAUGCUAAUGGAGAAGCCGUUCAUGCGAAAGCACUUUAGUGUCUAUGACAUUCGAGAUGAGAACUUGUCAUUGAUGUUGAAGGUGGUUAAAGCUUCUAUUGUAAUGCCACAACGUUGUUCUGCAAAUAUGGUUUUUCUUGUUUUGUAAUGCACAAGUAUGCAAAUGUGCAUGCAGCUCGCAGCUGUUUCAAUUGUAUAACCUGACGCAAUUGUCUGACAGAUUGUUUGCAUAUUCAGAUAAUGUAUACGCAGAUUGGAAUAUAUUUCUUUAUUUCCAGAAAGGCCUUUGGUUUGCUUCUGAAAGAUGUAUUCGGAUUAGUUUUCAACUAGCUGUUUGAGAUGAUGUAGAUUAGUGCACACUAAGCGGAGAUGCUAUAAUGCAGUGCCAUUUAUUUUUCUAUUGUCACUUUUGUCCAAUUUCAUCAGAACAGCUUUGAGCAGUUUCUACACCAAUAAGAAACGGAGGCAAGGCUA